AUGGGACAAUUGACUGAACAACAUAUUCGAGUUCGUGCUAAACCAUUCAUUGUCGAAGUCGAUCAACAAGGAAAUAAUACAGAACAAAAAAUAGAUACAAGUUCAAUUAUCGAAAAAGGAUCUGUACCAGAAUUUAAAAUUAUACGUGAACCACUUGAAGGUGAUCCAAAUUUUUUAAUUAUGGAUGUUCAAUUACCUAAAGUGAAAUCUGCUAAAACAUUGACACUUGAUAUUGGUAUUGAUCGUAUUAUAUUAUCUACACGUUCAAAUGUUUAUGAUUUGGAUAUAUGGUUACCAAUUGAUAUUGAUUCCGAUGAAUGUGGUGCACAAUUUGAUAAAGCUACACAUAUUUUAACAAUAACAAUGCCUGUUAAACAUGAUACAACAUAA
Rotaria sp. Silwood2 is the source of this 390-nucleotide messenger RNA. NCBI's taxonomy places the organism in Eukaryota, Metazoa, Rotifera, Eurotatoria, Philodinida, Philodinidae. The record is from the annotation of a GenBank genome assembly.